GGCAACCUUGGUUCAUGUUUCACUGCUUUUCUGACCCGUGUGGUAAAUCGGACACUGCGUUCAAUAUUCAAGUGAUUCGUUUGUCUUGAUGCUACUCCGAAUUAAAAUAAGGACGUGACAGAAGUCCUUUCUAUGUGCUGAUAUUUAAAAAAGUUAAUAUUGACUAUCGAUGUGUUGAGCUUCACCAGUUGAUAGAUAGGGAAUCUGUGGUUCAGUAAAGUGACAGAAUUCAGACUUUGGUCCAGUGGAGAAAUUAUUCUAACGUUCUUUACUUUAAUGGUACCGCAAUGAUUUUUUAAGUCUAUUGUAUAUCUUUUUUGUGUUGUAGUUUAAGCACAGUUACAAGGUGUUUACUAAUUCAUCUGUCAUCUGCAGUACACAUCUGUACUGUAGUGAGGGCAGUGCGGUUAUGUUGUGGGGUUCAUAUCGAUGGUCUAUGACGUCCAUAAUGCUUUAGUGUGAAGCAGUCACAAAGAUCUUCUCUCUCAAUAAACAGCUAAAGUUCAAAAGGCAAUUGAAGUGAUGGAUGAGUUGUGUUUGUGUCCAGGUCUCCAGUCUACUAUGGAUGAGGAGAGAGAAGAGGGGGGUCCUACCUCUAAGACCACUCUGUCUGGGGAACAUGGCCGCCGGAGCAAAGCUAAGAGAAGAGUCCAGCAGGAGAGAGCAGACUCCCCUGGACCCAGCUGUGUCUCCAUGAAGAGUGGCUGGUCUAUGGAUGUACCAUUGGUGUUUAAAGAUGGACGUCCCUCAAGAGAGGAGAGCCCAGAGCAGCAGCAGAGAACAGAUUUCCCUGGACUCAGCUGUGUCUCCAUGAAGAGUGACCGCUCUAUGGAUGUACCAUUGGUGUUUAAAGAUGGACGCCCCUCCAGCGAGGAGAGCUUGUCUGGCUGCCUGGUCACACAGGAAGGCUGUGCUUCACUGGCCUCAGCUCUGAGCUCCAACCCCUCCCAUCUGAGAAAGCUGGACCUGAGCUACAAUCACCCAGGAGACUCUGGAGCUGCGCUGCUCUCUGCUGGACUGGAGGAUCCACGCUGGAGACUGGACACUCUCAGUGUGGAGCACGGUGGAGUGUGGAGGCUGAAACCAGCUCUAAAGAAGUAUGCCUGUGACCUCACACUGGACCCCAACACGGCCUACAGACAACUCUCUCUGUCUGAGGACAACAGGAAAGUGACGCUGGUUAUAGUGGACCAGUCGUAUCCGGAUCACCCAGACAGAUUUGACGCCGUGCCCCAGGUGUUGGGUAGAGAGGCUCUGACUGGCCGCUGUUACUGGGAGGUAAAGUGGAAAGGAUGGGUUGAGAUAGGAGUGACAUACAGAGGAAUCACAAGGAGAGGAGCGGGUGAUGACAGCGACCUUGGAAUGAACAACAAGUCCUGGAGUCUUGAUUGUGAUGAUGGUGGUUACUCUGCCCGGUACAACGGUACACUAACAGACCUCCCUCUCCACCCCGCUGGCUCCACCAGAGUAGGAGUGUAUCUGGACCGGCCUGCUGGCUCUCUGUCCUUCUACAGAGUGUCCCCAGGUGGAGGAGGGUCCUCAGACACACUGACACACCUCCACACCUUCUGGUCCUCCUUCACCCAGGAGGACCUCCUCCCGGGGCUCUGGGUAGGGGGGGGCAGCGUCUCUGUGAUCCCUCCGCGGUAG
This is a messenger RNA of Gadus chalcogrammus (walleye pollock), 1650 nucleotides long. RefSeq lists its product as uncharacterized. The record is from RefSeq and is a predicted model, not a curated record. Gene Ontology annotation, molecular function: protein binding. Lineage: Eukaryota; Metazoa; Chordata; Actinopteri; Gadiformes; Gadidae. The transcript has 6 exons. The coding region runs from base 523 to 1650 and encodes 375 amino acids.